Molecule: messenger RNA, 1143 nt
Organism: Drosophila arizonae
Lineage: Eukaryota; Metazoa; Arthropoda; Insecta; Diptera; Drosophilidae
Gene: Stlk
Product: Ste20-like kinase
Biological process (GO): protein export from nucleus; protein phosphorylation; activation of protein kinase activity
Cellular component (GO): serine/threonine protein kinase complex
Molecular function (GO): ATP binding; protein serine/threonine kinase activator activity; protein kinase activity
Source: RefSeq, a predicted model, not a curated record
GAACACAAAUUUUUUUCUACAAAUUGAAAUAAUAAUGUUUAGCAAUAGCUUAACAGACUAUGAAUUCACAAAAGCAUUUAAGCAUGGCAAAUUCUGUUCGGUUUACAAAGCAAAUUGUACUGUCAACAAUCGUGUGUUAGUUGUUAAAAAAUAUUCAUUGGAAGUGGACGAUGAUGCCGAACUAAAGCGACUUUUCGCCGAGAUUCAAUGUUGUCGACAAUUCAAUCAUCCCAAUAUCAAUAAGAUUUUAAAUAGUUUUAUUGUGGAUAGCGAUGUCUAUGUGCUGCACCCGUAUAUGUGCUUUGGCACAUGUGAACUUCUGCUUAAAACGACGUUCUGCAACGGCUUUCCAGAGACAUUGAUAGCAUUGAUAUUCAAGGAUGUCCUCGCCGCCCUUUUGUAUAUACACUCGAAUGACUUUGUUCACGGGUCUGUGAGGGCUCUGCACAUCUUAUUGGACGGAAAUAAGGCAGUAUUAUCUAAUUUUCACGAGAGUCGCAGUUUUAUAAAGCAUGGCAAAAAGAAACCCGUCUUGCAUGGCAUAUCGCACGAGAAGCAUCUGAAUUGGGCUGCUCCGGAAGUUUUGGAUCAAAAUAUUCAUGGAUAUACGGAGAAAUCAGAUAUCUAUUCCGUGGGCAUAACGGCAUGUGAGCUGGCUAACGGUAUCCAACCCUAUUUCGAGACACAACCCACGCUAAUGUACACAGAGAAAAUACGUGGAAAUGUGCCGUCCUUAUUAGAUAGAUCGACGUAUACUAUGCUCCUGGACGACCAGGGCAAAAUUCCAUUUGAGAAUGCGACGACGCGCCGAACCUAUGAUAUCUACAGCCAACGUGUGCUUUCCGACGAUUUCCAUCAGUUUGUGGAGAUUUGUCUGAAUCGCAAUGCCGAGAAUCGCUGGAGCGCCAAGAAGCUGAUGACUCACGCGUUCUUCAAGCAAUGCAGACACGCCUCCAUCACGGAUUACAUUAAGAAAUGUCGAUCCGAACUGGAUACCAAUUCCAUAAUGGAUGAUGAUGAUGCUGUCGGCAUAAUCGCAUCACUCGAUGAUCAUGCGCAGGAAUGCCGAGAGGAUAUAGAAUGGAGUUUUUAAUGAAUGAACUAUAUAAGAUCUAAAUAAGAUAAAUAAAAAAAUGUUUUAGA